This is a messenger RNA of Ostrea edulis (European flat oyster), 664 nucleotides long. RefSeq lists its product as uncharacterized. The record is from RefSeq and is a predicted model, not a curated record. The coding region runs from base 18 to 602 and encodes 194 amino acids. NCBI's taxonomy places the organism in Eukaryota, Metazoa, Mollusca, Bivalvia, Ostreida, Ostreidae. The transcript is spliced from 5 exons.
CAUUCUACAUAAUAGUCAUGACAGGAAUGUGUGCAAUCCUCAUCAGUUCGUGUUUGGCUGUUCUGUCUGGUUAUACCAGUGCCGAUAUGGAAUUCCAUCGGAUAAAAGUGUUGUCAAACGGGGUGCCAGUCUCGGAGGAUGUACUGUACGACAAGGACAACAAAGUAGCCAUUCUGAACGUGAAUGGGGAGCAAGAUGGCAAUAAAUCCAUCUGUCAAUCGUCAAACUUCCAUGACCUAGAGAGACAUAUACUGGCCCUGAAGCAAGUGAAGUCUGGGAAAUGCUACCUCGUGACCACAGAGGAAACCCUGUCUGACAUAGAGCGUUUGUUUGAAAACGGCAAGGUGCAUGAAACAAAACUACUUUCUUACAUAGCCCGAAAGGACAGUGUGCCCGUCGAAGAUGUCGAAGUUCAAGCUGGUAAGAAAAUAGCUGAAUUCUGCAAAGACUACGACACACGUUGGCUGGUAGAAGCACCUGUCGGACGUCUCCGAAGACGUGAUUUGAAUUUACAACGUAUGCCUGAACCGUGCUUGUUUAAUUGUGGCCAUUGUAUGUUCGACAUUACAGAAUUGAGCAAGUCAGUUGAGGUAAUGGAAUGAGCAAGUCUUGGAGGAGAUAUCAUGUGCAUAUAUAACUUGAAAUAAAGUAAUGAUACCCAUCA